AUGGCGCUCAACUUUUCGAUUGACCGACUCGUCGAGCCGAAGAAGGCUGAUGAUAGUCCCGUGCAGACGCAAACCGACUGCUCGUCGCCGAGCCCGCCAACCGCCGGCCCGUCGAUGCACACGCUGUCCUAUUUUGACGUCUUCCUGCCGCACGUACAGAUGGCAUCCGCGAACCCAUUCCUCGGCGGGGUGUCCGAGAAUUCGCAAGCUCGCAUGUGGUCUCAGCAAUGGAUGGAGCUGUUGCAGCAGAGUUCAGCGGCCGCCCAUUUUGGAGAAGCCGCUGCCGGACUCUUCCUCCAGCCAUUCCGUAAAUCCAAGCGUAUCCGCACGGCCUUCAGCCCCGCCCAAUUGGUUCAGCUGGAAAAGGCAUUCGAGGCUAACCAUUACGUCGUGGGAACCGAGCGGAAACAGCUGGCGAGCCGGCUGAGUUUGUCUGAAACUCAGGUAAAAGUGUGGUUCCAAAACCGGCGGACCAAGCAUAAGCGCGUAAAAACGGAUGGAGAGGGAAAGAGCGAAGCCACCCGCGAGAAUACACCAGAAGAUAGGACGACAUCGGGGAGCCAGCUUGUCGAAAGUAUCGAAGCGGACAGCCCUCCGCUUGAUGGGAAUGAGCAUGAGGAAACCCCUCCUCCCCUGCCCAGCGCCUCAUCAUUGGCCCACCACGGGGUGUUGAUGUUUUUGCAGAAUCACGCGGCGGCGGCAGCAGCCGCAGCUGCUGCGCACGCUGUU
Molecule: messenger RNA, 729 nt
Organism: Mesorhabditis spiculigera
Lineage: Eukaryota; Metazoa; Nematoda; Chromadorea; Rhabditida; Rhabditidae
Source: the annotation of a GenBank genome assembly